GCAUCAGAGAGUAAUCUGUCUCCGCUGGGAGAGGAGAGACGCGAGGAUAAAAAAUCACAAGCGCAUCUCCUCAACAGCGCGCCUCCUGAAAAGGCAGGUGGAUGUCAGGGUGGCAAAGGACAGGAGAAGAGAGUUCCAGGGGUGAAGGGCGCCACCAUCGCAUCUCAGGAUGGCCGCAUUGCUCUCCUGAUUGACAGGCUCGCUGAAGGACCGGCAAGCCAAGCCCACCGGUGUGAGGACUGAGGGAACCUAUAUAAAGCCCAGCAGCGGCAUCAGCGGGUGUCUAUCACCAGAUCGUCGUCGACCGCCUCCUCUGCCUCUUCUUGACCUACAAACGAAUUUGGAUUAGUAAUCAUUCUUUUGUGUUAUCAGGAUAGCAUAACGUAGGAGCAGCCAUGUCUCAUGGAUGGGGAUACGGACCAACUAACGGACCUGACAAAUGGGGGGAAGAUUUUCCUGUAGCCAACGGGCCCAGACAGUCUCCGAUCAACAUUGUCCCUAAAGAGGCCCAGUAUGACUCCUCGCUGAAAGCUCUGAAACUCAAGUAUGACCCCUCCAAUUCCAAGGGCAUUCUCAACAAUGGACAUUCCUUCCAGGUGGAUUUCGUGGAUGACACAGACAGUUCCACCCUGACUGGAGGCCCUAUUUCUGGAACUUACCGUCUGAAACAGUUUCAUUUCCACUGGGGAGCGAGUGAUGAUAGAGGCUCCGAGCACACUGUCAAUGGCAUCAAGUUCCCCUGUGAGCUUCACCUGGUGCACUGGAACACUAAGUACCCUAACUUUGGAGAGGCAGCCAGCCAGCCUGAUGGACUUGCUGUGGUUGGGGUCUUUCUCAAGAUUGGUGCUGCCAACCCCAGACUUCAGAAAGUUCUGGAUGCCUUGGAUGCUAUUAAGACCAAGGGAAAGCAGACCACCUUUACAAACUUUGACGCAAAGACUCUUCUUCCUCCGAGUCUGGAUUAUUGGACCUAUGAUGGCUCUCUGACCACGCCCCCCCUGUUGGAGAGCGUCACCUGGAUCGUCCUCAAGGAGCCAAUCAGUGUCAGCUCUGUACAAAUGGCCAAGUUCCGUAGCCUCCUCUUCACUGGGGAAGGAGAAGCUCCAUGCUGCAUGGCGGACAACUACCGACCUCCUCAGCCUCUGAAGGGUCGUCAGGUCCGCGCCUCCUUUAAAUAAACCCUGCUUCAUCUUCAUAGCUCUUACUUACAUUGUUCUCCAUGUGCAGUCUUUACUAACCUUACAUUAGCCAUAACAACAUCAAAAUGGAAAUUAUAAUAACAAUCCAUUUGCUCACACUUACUGUGACAUAGACUACCUGGAUGUAUCUUAAAUAAAAUUCCUUUAAAAGUGAUUUUAAUCUUUAACACAAGAGUGCACACAUACAAUGUCCCACCUGUAAAGUAUUAAAUAAAUAUUUUCCACUUCAUACACUGAGAUAGUGUACACAGGCAAAAGUAGACUAAGAAUGUGGAUAAACUCUGGCCCUUGAACUCCUCAUGUUGUCUCUAACACAUUGUGCACCCUAUAUUCUCUGGCCAGUCUACAACUAAUAAUCCAAAUUAUUUUCAUAUUUCUAGUGUCUGCUUUAUCAGAGGUCAAAUGUAUCCAAAUUUGAAUUCUGAAUAGUAUAAAGAAUAAUUUCUGUGUUAUUAUAGGAAAUCUGAAAAUUUUUAAGCAUUUCAAGUAACAGUAACAUAGUUUUUAUUUAGCAUUAAUGCAAUGAAGUCUAAAAAGACAGACAGCUUAAGUGACUGUUUAUUGUGGGACUGUAUACUAUAUACUACAAUUGAAAAAUACAUUUAGCCCAUUCUUGGUGGAUUUAGCCCCAAAUUACAUGCAGUGAUAUCUAUCAAAUAUAAUAUAAUCUAUCUAAUAAUAAGAAGAACAAUGGUAAUAAUUCCUCCAUCAAAAAACAUAAAUAAUAUGCUUUGCCUUGUUUGAAAAUGAAAGCCGUAUCAAUUUCCUGAAGCCCUUUUUGUGGUAUGAAUUUGAUUGUGCUGUGAAUUGUACUGCAGACAGCCACAGCUCAGAUUGUUAAAGUUAGUUUUUCAUUAUUAUUUUAUUGAUGCUUCAUUUUGUCAUUCUGAGACAAAGUGAUCACACCAGCAGUGACAGAAACUGAGUUUGGAUUGACAUUUUUCAAUGGUGACUAUACAGUUUUGCACUAUAGCCACCACCCAUGAACUGGUGCUUAUACAAGCAGAUUUUUAGACUUGUGAUCACCUGCUAUGGAAUGCUACAGUAUGUUGUGACAGUUCUGAGGCUCUAUAGUGUCACACCAUUUUUAUAACUAUGACAACUGAUCUACCUAUCACCGCAGUGCAUUAAAUAUUGUCUUUAAAACUUAUAUAAGAUAGAGCUGUUAUGUUGGAAAGAAAUUGAAAGAUACAUCUAUGACUAUAAAAUGCAAGUUACAGUAUCAACAUAUUAUUAUACUAUUAUAUUACAUUAAUUAUUAUAUACUUUGUCAGCAAUAUCUAUAGUCAUUACUCCAUCUAACUGAACUGAGAUCAAUGGCAGGUAUACAUUAGAGACCAGAGCAAUGUUAAUUUUUAGCUUUUAUAUCAAUGUUAUUUAAAAUGUCAUUUUCAAAGUUUAGCUUUCUCUGUGGCUAACGUGAAACAGCUGUAACGCUUUCAUUAUUUUUUAUCAAUAUAAACUUUCAUUUCAAACUCUG
Molecule: messenger RNA, 2679 nt
Organism: Lates calcarifer (barramundi perch)
Lineage: Eukaryota; Metazoa; Chordata; Actinopteri; Centropomidae
Gene: cahz
Product: carbonic anhydrase
Exons: 7
Coding region: 396-1178 (260 amino acids)
Biological process (GO): carbon dioxide transport
Cellular component (GO): cytoplasm
Molecular function (GO): carbonate dehydratase activity; zinc ion binding
Source: RefSeq, a predicted model, not a curated record